This is a messenger RNA of Coregonus sp. 'balchen', 7088 nucleotides long. Lineage: Eukaryota; Metazoa; Chordata; Actinopteri; Salmoniformes; Salmonidae. The record is from the annotation of a GenBank genome assembly.
AUGAGUAAUGCGGCAGAUACCAAGGGGUUGAGGCGAACCUUUAUCGUCCCCUCGAUCAAGGCUUUUGAUCACUAUGAUUUCACAAGGGCCAAAAUAUACAGUAGCUUGACAUGGCUUGUGGCCAAAGCCUUCGGCUCAGGUAGGUGGCGCCUUUUUUAGUUUUCUGAAUAUUGGGGUGGAAAUGUGUCAAAUUUGAUGCAACAUUUUGACAAAUUGUGUCAGUGCGCACAUCUUCAGAGGGCUUAUCAUAAUUAACCUCGAUACUCCCGAUGGUCCAAGAGAGCAUGUCUUAUCUGUGUUAAAAAUGUGAUAUUUGACCUCAAUAGCCUUGUUGAAACAUCAUCUUCACCACGAGCGAUAAUUAAACAUGCUAAUUAGUAAUUGAAUUAGUCACACUUGGGCGCUCUAAUUGACGGUCUGUGUCUGAGGAGAAGUGCAGGUGAUGGGCAGACUAACUGUUGCGCAUUUGUCCAAUAUCUCAGAUUUGUCUGUUAUGAACACGGCAGAGGACGCUGUUGCUGUUGUUGAUCAUGUACUUAUUCUCCCAUCUGCAUUGAUGUCUGUGACAUUUGAUUGAUCAGCUACUGCAGCUGGUCCCUGAUGUUCACAGUAAUGGCCACAUGGCCCUAUACAGGUUGUUGGACCAUCUACAGUACUAUGAUCUGGGUGGUUUGAUCCCUGAAUGCUGAUUGGCUGAAAGCCAUGGUAUAUCAGACUGUAUACCAUGAGUAUGACAAACAAAGACUUUUUACUCUUCUAAAUACGUUGGUAACCAGUUUAUAAUAGUGAUAAGGCACCUCAGGGUUUGUGGUAUAUGGCCAAUAUACCAUGGCUAAGGGCUGUAUCCAGGCACUCUGUGUUGCGUCGCGCAUAAGAACAGCCCUUAGCUCUGGUAUAUUGGCCAUAUACCACACCACCUCGGGCCUUAUUGCUUAAUUAGAUCAAUCCAUGUGAUUUGACCAUUGACAAUAACACAGUUGUUACUUCACUGGGUGGUUGAAAUUAGAAUAGAAUCUAUUCUGAACAGAAAACAUUCAGAGGACCAUUUCCAGUUGUUUCUGGAUGACGGGCAACACUUGGCCUAUAUUAGAGGCUGCUACCAGGGUAGCUCCAGUGUAGUUGGGGAAAAAGGCUUGGCCUUGGCCAGGAGGCAGUAGGCAGCAGCAGCCCUAUAAAGUCAGUCAUUCUAGCUGGCUGGCUCAGUGGCUCAGGUUGACUGACUCCAGCUCUCUAAUGACGUUUCACUACCAUCCGCUCAGUCUGUGUACAGUAAUAAUGGACAGAGAGAGAGCAAGAGAGGGGUUAUGCUAUAGCUAGCCUUGGGAGCCAAGGAUUCUCACUUUCAAUGGCCACACGACACUAUGCUAUAGCCUGCUGCACAUAGACUAGCUAGCCCCUCCUAUAGUUUCCAGCAUGUCGUUUGUAAGCUUUUCUCAAGUGUAUAAAAUGGUGGAAAGCGCUCUCUAUGGUGGAAAGCCCUGUCAACUGCUCCCCUCGCCUCACCACUCUGCCGUAGAGGACUACAGGCUAUUAGCAUACCAGGACUGGGUUGUUUUUUCCUGUCCCUCCUGGUGACACACAUUACUGCUCCCUUCCAGCACCAUGAGAACUGUGGCCCAAUUCAUCAACCAAGUCUUAGUUUACACACACAGCCACGUUUGGUCUAGUUACUAUGGUUCUGACAGUAGUUUGACCCACGUAAUGCAGAAAAUUAAAAACAAUCUCUCCCAUUCAAAAUGCAUACUGAUCACUGAUGUAGAUCAACUGAAAUAUAGCCUACACACAGGUAAGGACUAUAAGCGUGAUCACAAGAGCAUGUACGGACACAUACACACUCACUAAAUAUUUUCCUCUAAUAUGACUAAUUUUGACCAAAGGCAUCUGUGUUUUCUGCUUUCCUGUCUGUACAGGAUCACUGACUAGGUCCCAAUGCUCUCUCUCGCGCUCUCUCUCUCUUUCUCGUCUAUGGGUGAAGUGAAAGUAGAUUAGGGUUAAGGUUUGGGAUAGGGUUAAAACAUAAAAUAAAAUAAAAUGUGUGCAUGCAUGUGUCUAAAAUGCUUUGUGAGCGGCUGUUAUAGAUGGUGCUCUCCACAGACCCUACUCUUCUCCUAUCUCUGUAACAUCUGUGGUGUGUUGACAUGGUAGAGACCCAGUCAGAGUGACAACAUUUGUCUCAGUUACAUCACAAUGCAGGGGCCUCCAGGCUGGGGACUGGGCCCGAGGGAAGGACCAACAGAAGAUGCUUCAGCUUUACAUACUGGCUCUGGGCACUAACACUCAUUAGUCUAAUAACGUGUGAAUUCAUCAGCCACAAUCAAUGUGAGUGACAACAGCUCUGGUCUGCUUUGGUCUGACUUAAUUGAUGUUCGUACUGCAUUGGAAAAUAAGUAGUCCAACAUUAAUUUACAUAGUGAGCAACUGAACAAAAAUAUUACCUCUGAAAGCCACUGCUAAAAUAUAUCAAGUUAUUUCUCAGCGAACUAGCCCACGUUUUGAAUCAGACAUUAUCAACUGCCAAUAUAGGCUGCACAGGUUUCUAAGAAAGUAAUAACUGCAUAGUAACAGAAAAGUAAUGUUGCUGACUGGUGUACAUUCUUUAAUGUUCCCUCCCUGUGCUGUGCUCCAAUUGGACGACUUCCUGUGGUCGGCACGAUAACGGUCGAUAUAUUCCAGGUCCCGUGUUUGGACUUCCUGUGACAGCUACUUCCUGUCUAUUUCCUGUUUGAUGGUCGACACAAAGGAGCUAGGUUUUCCUUGACGCGGCAGCUUUUGAUGAACUUGUGGAAAACGAAUACCUGCUUACUCUGUAAAGGUUGCAUCUGCACUCCACACUGUUAAAAAUAAGGGUGUUUUGUUGAUCUUCUAGAAAAUAUUUGAGGGCCAUAUGAACCAAGCCAUAGCACCCCUGUUUGGUUCUUUAUAGCACUAUUUCUUCUAGCAGCACUUAUAUUGCAAGAGUCUGUUAACAUUGUAAAGCGUAAUGUACCGUCCAGAGAAAGAUGUGUAGUAGACAGUGUUACGACUGUUUUUGGUAUUGUUGCUGUUUUAGGAGGCUAUGUGAGGUCAUAGGAGCUUUUGUCCACCCUCUCAGGGUUAUGAGGUGGUUUUAUAGUGGGGAGUGGGGACAGUAUGGGGACUUUAUAGUAGGGACAGACAGUUGUUGUGACUAGCUGCUGAAGUGACUGGCUGUUAAGUGGUUGUUGGAGUGGUAAACACCCGUCAUUGUCUUAAAUAGCCCACUUCAUCUCUCUGGGUAAAAAAACACCUUAGAAAUUAGCUUCUGAACCCUCCUUGGAAGAAAUGUAAUUUACUGAUAGGCAGAGUAGGGGGUGAAGAGUCCUCACUUAUGUCGGAAAUUAUACACAGAAAAAUAUCAAAAUUAGGCUAUUAUUUUUUAUUUUUUUACCCCCUGUAAAAAAUAUAUUGUAUGCGUACACGUCUCUGCCUUUCAUACAAGUAGGCUACAGUGUCCACUGCACAUCCCUGUUUCUUCUCGCCAGUCUACCAUCCAGGCCGAGUAGACCUUGUCUAGGGUAGGUUCAAGAAUAGAUUUUCAAUCGGGCGAAAAUAAAUUAAGCCUAUUGGACGGAUUAAGGACUAUUAGAUGGAGGAUAAUGGAAAGGAGGGCUGUACCUUUAACCUUUUCACGUGUGAGUUCCAAAUAUCUCUAACGGUCGCCCCCAGCGUGAGUUUUCUUAUGCACGUAAUGUCAGAAUACACUCACUGUUCCAAAAUGUGAUUGUUAAGCAACAGGACAGUUAACCCACACUGCCUCAAACCAAGGCAUGCUGCCUGCCAAUUAUCUAUAGGCUAUGUUUCAACUUGUCAAUUUCAAAAUAUGAUGAUGAAGUUCGCAUUUAUCCUUUACAAUAAAAGGUGACAUUUAGAAAUAAAGUUGUGAAAUCCUUUUAUUUUAGGUGCUUUUCAGACAACAAUGUUGUUUAGACGUGUUUGUUGCAUCAUAUGUUCUGUUACUACUGUUCCAAUCACGUAUUUGCGAUGGUAUGCUGCUGGGACCACUCAAGAAUGGUCACAAAUAUGUGAUCGUACCCGUCAAAGGGUUAAGAUGCCUGCGCUGUCUCCUGUUUCCCCCUGUUUGCACCUGUGAUUCACAGCCAUGGCGAGAGGAAAUGACCCCACGCACACCAGGAACACACACACACACACACACCACAAACACCCUCAUUACCCCAUACACACCCUUUCAACUAGGGAUUGGGGGAAAUCGAUACAGUUACAUGUCACAAUAUUAUUUUGGACAAUAUUAUAUAGAUUAGUAAACAAAUACUUCACACAGCUUGAGAUGCAGGUAUCAUUUGGUUAGCUAGCAAGAACUUGAAUGACUGUUAUCCAGUUAGUAUAUCGCUUGCGUUCACAAAUUCACUCUAGCUAUCUACUCCAAUUUCAGAGCACUCUCAUCUCAGUGUGCCAGAGCGCAGAAUAACUGAUGAAUUUAGUAACGCAACACCCACUGAAUAUAACUGACCGGUGUCAGUAAACAUAGGCAAAGAAAGUAAUAGUUAGUCACAAAUGCUCUAGAUAACAUGUAAACAGCCUAACCAGCUCUGCUAGGGCGAGUAAAAUGUUCAGAGUAAGGUGUUCUCUCAUUUGUGUCUGGAAGUAGCUAGCAAGCUAGCCGACUUUAGCCAGUUAGCUUUGCGUGCUUGGUUGGGACGAGCAUGCAUUGUUGGCAGGCAAGCUGCAGAAGGACGAGUAGGAUACAAUUCAACAUCGUUUAUCAGUGCAAUUUUGAUGGCCAACUAACUGAAAAAGUUUGAGAGGGUUUAUCUAAUGUUCCUUCAUUAGAUUUUAGCUCAUCUUUCUCUGGCUAGCAUUACUUGUUGAUCUUUUUGUCGUUGAUGUGCAUAACUGAGGGAGAGAGAGCCCACCUUUUCAUGGUUGUUUGAUCAAUAGGACUGUAAAGUUCCCAAAUGUAAGAGGACUCCCAAGUGGUAUUGACAUAUUUGCAGAAAUCCAUUCAGGUCUAUUUUGUGGCUUUUGGCGAGUGUGUUCUAAUGAUCCUAAGUCGCACUGUUGCAACUGCCUGUAAACACACAGUCCAAUUCAAAGUGAAUGAUGGCAGGCCUGUGUGGCAAAUAAAGGCCUACUGUAGCGCUGAUUGGCUAUGGCGCACUGGUCUGCGUCGACUCUGGAUGAGACAGAUGGUUUUAUUUACUGCAGUUAAUUGUCCAAACGCACGGCCGCUUUCCCACUCUAUAUUGCUAUAGAAUUUUCACAAAUGCCUUAGUAUACGUAAUUCCCAAACAUUCUAAGAAUUUAUGAAAAUGUGAAAAUGACAAUAUCUAAGUACUCGCAUGACAGAAAAUGUAAAAAAAAAAAAAAAGUCAUAUUCUUCCUGGGGGUGUAUAUGAACAGAUUUUAAUACGAUUUUAUUUAGCUAAAAUGCUGUCUGUUCCACUUUAAAUAGUGAGCAUGUUUUCAGCACUUUUAUUUCCAUGACUAAUCAAAACACAUUUUCUCAUGCUCUCUUGUCUCUCUGCGGCAGACAUAUACAGAGCAAUGUGUUUGGAACAUCAAAUCACAAUAAAAUUGCAGUAUCGAAUCGUAAUACAUAUAGAAUUGUGAGGAUCGCAAUACAUAUCGUAUCGGCACCCAAGUGUCGUGAUAAUAUCGUAUCGUGAGGUCCCUGGCAAUUCCCAGCCCUACUUUCAACCCGCUCCGCCCCUUUCUCUGCCUCAAAAACGCUCUCGGGAACUCUUGACUCAUCAUGUGAUGGCACACACGAGAGAAGAGCAAAAAGUGGUGUACUUUUUGCCCCAGAGUUUGAGUGCAGACAAGUCUAUUGUGUGUGUGUGUGUGUGUGUAUCUGGCUAUUUUAAAGAUAAAGUAAAUCAGAUGUAGCAUGUGAGUCAAUAGACAACAGACAAAGAAUAGCCUCUCUCUGUCUCACUCACUCACUCGCACACACACACACACACACACACACACACACACACACUAGGGUUGGGCGGUACCAUACCGGUGUAACAAUAUUACCGUCAGUGCACACAAGGGGUGCUAUUUCUUUACAAAGAAGCUUAGUCUUGCAAGCUAGCCACUUAGCUAGUAAGUUAGAAAAUCAAAUGCAUAGCUGGAUUCCUGAGCUGGAGAUAAUUUAUAUACCGCCCAAGCCUAACACAUGCACACACACUCUUAAACACACCGUCAGUGGAGAAGGUCUAAGAUCUGUGUGUGAGAGAAGCAUGUGUGCAAUGGGAGAGUGGGGCUCGCACAGGCACGCCUGUUGCCAUCACAGUGGACCCAUUCUGCAGGGGCCAGUACAGUCAUGACUGUAUUGUCAGUUAUUGUAUCACCAAACUAGCCUGUUCCCCCUCUCUCCACAGACACAACCCAAAUUGAGCUGACUGUAAUGUAUCCUCACAUCCUCCACAGAUGCCCUCCAGAGAAACGGGUGCUUUUACUCUGUUUAUGAAAUCUACACACUAACCCAUACCUAGAGCUGGGCGUAAUGGACAAAAAUCCAUAUUGCGAUAAAUUGCCUGAAUUGAUGCGAUAAUGAUAAAUAGAACGCUAAGUUUAUAACAUUAAUGUGCACCACAGUUUAAAAAAAGUAUCCUUUAAACUACUACUACUAGUUUUGAUGGUUGUAGCUAUCAAAUUGUCCCAUUAACAAUCACCCAUACUAACUUAUUUCAAACUUCACAUUUCUCUAGUAUAGGCUACUUAUCAUAAUGCCUGUGAUAAGAGAUCGGUAUGGUAAGUGUCGAUAAUUUGGGGUUUAUCGUCACAGCUCUACCCGUACCCACUCUCUCCACAGACACAUCCCCAGAUGACAGUUAUCAUAUCCCCAAACUAAUCCGGCUCCCUCUUUCAGAGAAACUAUGUUAAUCGUAUCACCACACUAACCCCUCAUCUCUCCCUCCACAGAUGCGGUCCCAGAAGAGCUGGCGGACCCCUUCUACAGGGACCAGUACAACCAAGAGCACCUGAAGCCCCCCGUGGCAUGCCUGCUGCUGUCUGCAGAGCUCUACUGCCGGGCGGGGAGCCUCAUCCUCCGCAGCGAUGCCGUCAAACCUCUGCUGGGACACAACGCCAUCAUCCAGGCCCUGGCACAGAAGGGACUGUAC